Cuscuta campestris is the source of this 705-nucleotide messenger RNA. The record is from the annotation of a GenBank genome assembly. Lineage: Eukaryota; Viridiplantae; Streptophyta; Magnoliopsida; Solanales; Convolvulaceae.
CUCACCUCUCUUAAACAAAAACAUUAGUCUUUUAAUGAAUCAGAAUGACGAGUUUAAUGAUUUUGCGACGAUACCUCUAUUAUGCUUUCUAUACUAGAGAAUCCGCUGCUGUCCAAUUCCUCGUCCUCUCUCUCUAUGGAGUAUCGGCCGCAGGAGUUCCCGCUGCAAGAAUUCCGGCUGCAGGAGUUCUGGCAAAUCAGCAAUCAAUUCGUUCAGUCAUCCUCUUUCAGUUCCUCGUAGGUGGAGUCAGGACCCCAACACAGCAGCAAUCCCGAUGGCAGUGCUCUGCCGUAGCCACUAGCGAAUGGCCUGAGUAUGGAGAGGUAGAGCCAUACUCUCAUAUUCAAAAUGGUAAUGAAAACAAUGAAGCUCACGAGAAUUCAAUUGAUGAUCCUAACAUUGACAAUGGUAUGGAAUAUGGAUGAUGCUGGACUUCAGAUUUUUGUGAGACUUAUAUCAAUGAUGAUGAUGAUGUUUUUGCUGAAUUUGGUAUUUUAGAAUAAUUUUGUAGUUAGUGGAAGACUUUAUACUUUAUGGUAUGGAUGAUGCUGGACUAUUUUUCACUUCGAACAUUUGCUCGAUUAAGACUUUAUUUUUUUAGCAUGAAAAUUGUAUGAACGUGCUUAAGUUUUUCAAUUUAAAGCAAGAUUGUUGUUUUUAUUCACUUUAUUAUUUUCUUUUUGUGAAUAAAUAUGUGCAUAUUAU